CAUAUUGCAUUUAUUUGGAAAUCGCGAACUUUCAUCACAUGGGCGAAAUAUCAGGACGUGUUGUGUCCAACAUAUUGUGAAAGGCGAUUGUUUCAUAUUCUUGAUUUUCGAUGCAAAUCAUUUUGGAACAGAACUGAUUUGAAGUUAAUCGACCAAGAACCUGAAUAGCUUUUAUCGUGGAAUUUUGUACUGUUAAACUUCAAAUAUACAGUUCAAGACGAACCACACGCUGUUGUCGAUACAGCGUGUUGGGGCCAUUGAGUUUCAUUCAUUUGUUGCAACCGGCAUUGGAGUUGCAUUGAAUAGAUCUGCGGAAGGCCAAACGUGUCCAAAUAAAUAAGCGCACUCAAAGAUAGGCAACUACUUGCCAAAUCUGAUAAUAUAAAUCAACACUUUAGUCUUGUUAUUGUUAGUGGAACUAAUUAUUGGUGAACAAGAGUGUUGAUUGGAGAAAGAGAGACAAGAAGUAGAAACAGAAUAAGAGAAAGAUGUCUGCACAGGAGGAAACUGCAGCUGACAGGAAUGUCGAAAUAUGGAAAAUCAAGAAACUGAUCAAAAGUUUACAGGCAGCAAGAGGGAAUGGAACCAGUAUGAUUUCACUCAUCAUCCCACCCAAGGAUCAAAUCUCAAGAGUAGCAAAAAUGUUGGCUGAUGAAUUUGGAACGGCUUCAAACAUAAAAAGUAGAGUAAACAGACUGUCCGUGCUCUCAGCAAUCACAUCAGUACAGCAACGUCUCAAACUAUAUUCCAAAGUACCUCCAAAUGGGCUCGUCAUUUACUGCGGGACGAUCGUCACGGACGACGGCAAAGAGAAGAAAGUUAACAUUGACUUUGAACCAUUCAGGCCUAUCAACACAUCGCUGUACUUAUGUGAUAACAAAUUCCACACAGAGGCUUUGAUGGCAUUACUGGCAGACGACAAUAAAUUUGGUUUCAUCGUGAUGGACGGUAACGGUGCUCUAUUUGGUACACUAUCGGGAAACACUAGAGAAGUCCUUCACAAGUUCACAGUAGACUUACCAAAGAAACACGGUCGUGGAGGUCAGUCCGCUCUUCGUUUUGCCCGUCUCAGGAUGGAGAAGCGCCACAAUUACGUGAGGAAGGUCGCCGAGACGGCGGUCCAGCUGUACAUCAGUAACGACAAGCCCAACAUCGGGGGUCUCAUCUUAGCAGGGUCUGCUGACUUCAAGACGGAACUCAGCCAAUCAGAUAUGUUUGAUCCUAGGUUGCAAGCUAAAAUUCUCAAAUUGGUUGACGUAUCGUACGGUGGAGAGAAUGGAUUUAAUCAAGCUAUUGAACUAUCAGCAGAGGUCUUAUCAAAUGUCAAAUUUAUUCAAGAGAAGAAACUUAUUGGUAAAUACUUUGACGAGAUCUCCCAAGACACGGGGAAGUACUGCUUUGGAGUAGAAGAUACGUUCAAAGCCCUCGAGAUGGGGGCAGUAGAAAUCCUAAUUGUAUGGGAGAAUCUAGACGUCACACGAUAUGUACUCAAGAACCACUCUUCAGACGAGGAAAAGAUACUUCAUCUAAAUCCAGAACAAGAGAAAGACAAAACCUACUUCAUUGAUAAAGAUACUGGUGUAGAGUUGGAAUUAGUUGAAUCAAUAGCCCUUCUUGAAUGGUUGGCAAAUAACUACAAAUCCUUUGGUGCCACGCUCGAGAUCAUCACAGAUCGAUCGCAAGAAGGAUCUCAAUUCUGCAAGGGCUUUGGUGGUAUUGGUGGCCUUCUCAGAUACCGUGUGGACUUCCAGCAGUUAGAUUACGACGAGGACGACGAUGACUACGGAGACUACGACGGCUACUAGAAAGGGGUCGCGACCCCCCGUCAUCUCGUAUCCUCAAUAGGAAACACAGAUGGACUAAAAAUUGAAUCUGAAUGAAAAAAACAAAAGAUAUUCGCCUAGGAUUUCAUGGUCAUUAUAAUCCUUUCAAUGCAGUAUCAUAUGCAGGGGCACAUCUAAGGGGAAUGCGCCUCUGCCUUCCUUUAGAAUUAUUUCCUAAACUUAUCCUUGCUAGACAUCGAGUCUGGUCCCACCUUUUGAAAAGCCCUUGAUCCAUCGAUGGUCUGUAACAGCAUAAUCUAUCCUGGGGAUUGUAACACAAAUCUUAGCAAUGAUCGUGGAACAUUUUUCUAAGAUUGAUCCCAAUGGCUGCAAUGUGCAAUCAAUCGUAAAAAUCAAACGUAUGAUCAAUCGCUGACCUUUGUGUUACUGGAUCUAUGGUCCCAUAACACAAAGGUUAGCGAUAGAUCAUACGUUUGAUUUUUACGAUUGAUCGUACAUUGUAAUCAUUCAAUGCAGUCAAUCGAAAAAAAAGUCCUACGAUGAUUGCCAAGUUUAGUGGGCCCCAAGGUCACCCGCAUUGUACCCUACUGUACCCAACUGCUUUUCUAACCUUGGCUAAAGAAGAGUGUUAUGAUAGAGUUGUAUCUGCUUUAGCAUUCAAAGAAUCCAUUCUUACUCAGGGGUCUGUAACACAAAGCUUUAUAGCAAUGAUCGUAGAACAUUUUUCUAUGAUUGAUUCCAUUGACUAUAAUGUACAAUCAAUCGUAAAAAUCCAGCGUACGAUUUAUUGCUAACCUUUGUGUUACAGGACCCUAGGGACUGCAUCACAAUGCUCAGAAAUCAUCGUAGAACAUCUUUCUGAUCAAUUGCAUUGGCUACAAUGUACAAUCAUUAAUCGUAAAAAUCAAGCGUACAAGUAAUCGCUGACUUUGGUGUUGCGGAACCCUGAAGUGGCAAAUAUUGAUUGAUUCCAUCCACUGGACUGUGCGCCCUUGUGGCUGGUCGUCCAUUGAUGUAGCCAUUGGUCUGUAACGCUUCUACACAACGAUCCAAAUGUCCUCACAUCUUCUAGGAGUUGAAAUCAUUUCUUCUUCCUUGGGUGUACUGCCCAGUGCCCUACAGGAGGAGCCAACCGGGCCGGAUGGGAACCAACUGGGCAUCAUCCCCCAACCGGGUGGGAGCCAACCAGGCAUCACUUGAAAAUAUAUAUCUAAAGACAGACUUACGUCAAUAAGGUAUCAAAUAAAAGCUGGAGAGCAUGUUUGUCAACAUAUGUUGUGUGGCAAGUUGUCAGAUCUGACAACUGUCCUUGGUUGGAAUUGGCUGAGAAGCACAAUUUCUUACGUUUUAGCGGGCAUUUCAUGAAAGGAAUUGUCGGAUGUUUUAUCCAACAAGUCCUAUUUUAUCCGACAGUUACCAUAGGAACAGUGCCUCUCAGCCAAUCAAAAUUGAGGGAAGAUGUCAGAUCUGACAACUUGUCAGAUGAAAUUAUUGAUGAAACUCCCCCUGACAAGUCAUUUCAUGAAACGCUCCCCUGGAGCCACUAUCGGUAGAUCUUCCAGCGGGAGCCUUUUCAUGCUGCUAUUUUAGGAACGACAAAAUGUUGGGAAUUUCCAUAGGAAAAAGACGCUUAGCAGGAUCUCAGCUUGGAGAGCAGGCCAACGUUGCUCUGACUUUUAAGAAGUUUAUUUAUAGAACUUGUAAUGGUCUUAUCAGUUGAAUUGUCCGAUGAUGUGGUGCAGUGUUAGAAUGCAUUUGCAACAUUCACAUAAGCUUUUCUGCCCCAAUAUCUUCUUUUAUUUACAGUAAUACUGGCUAUCCCUCUGACAAUUGAUAUAAACGUCAUGAUAAAAAGUGAUUUUUUUUUUUACUUAUUUGUAGUAAUGAUGGAUAUCCCUCUGACAAUCAAUAUAAUCAUUAACUUCAUGAUUUCAAAAGGAAAAAAUAUAACCAAUAAUACUUGUAUAGGACAAAUGUGUAUCAAGUCUUUCCAAUUUUCUUAAUUUCUAAUAAAUUUAUUUAUUUUUAAUGCUCUGAGAGUUGAGUUUUACACAGUUACUAUUUCGGUGUAAGGAUUACAUUUGGAGAGCUCAGGGACUUAAUGAAAUUUCUGCUCUCUAAUCUCUUUCAGUUUAAGUAUCAGUUGGGUAGGUGGUUGUGUAGUAAUAAAUACUUUGAAUGUUUUCAACCUUGGCGUGGCACAAUGCUUUGUAAAAAUGAUUUUUGAU
Messenger RNA from Lytechinus variegatus (green sea urchin), 4012 nucleotides. RefSeq names its product eukaryotic peptide chain release factor subunit 1. Gene Ontology annotation, molecular function: translation release factor activity, codon specific; sequence-specific mRNA binding. Gene Ontology annotation, biological process: cytoplasmic translational termination. Gene Ontology annotation, cellular component: cytosol; translation release factor complex. The transcript is spliced from 10 exons. The record is from RefSeq and is a predicted model, not a curated record. Bases 489 to 1805 code for a protein of 438 amino acids. Lineage: Eukaryota; Metazoa; Echinodermata; Echinoidea; Temnopleuroida; Toxopneustidae.